AUGUCUGCUAGCCAAAAGGAUUUUGCAGAAAAGGAGAAGUCCACAGCAAGGGCCCUGGAAGAUGUAAAGGCAAACUUCUACUGUGAAUUAUGUGACAAGCAGUAUCACAAACACCAGGAGUUUGACAAUCACAUUAAUUCUUAUGAUCAUGCUCAUAAGCAGAGACUGAAAGAAUUAAAGCAACGGGAAUUUGCUCGAAACGUAGCCUCUAAGUCAUGGAAGGAUGAGAAGAAACAAGAAAAAGCACUUAAACGUCUCCAUCAGCUGGCUGAAUUAAGGCAGCAGUCUGAAUGUGUUUCUGGAAAUGGACCAGCAUACAAAACUCCCAGGGUAACUAUAGAAAAGCAACUCCAGCAAGGAAUUUUCCCAGUGAAGACUGGCAGGAAGGCAUCGUGUAUGAAAAGCGCUCUUCUGCUUAAAGGAAAAAGUCUCCUCAGAAGUAUUUCUGAUAAACAGCGGUCCGCCGUGCCAAACAGACACCAGUUACCAACAGACAGACGUUGCUUAUUUGGAAAUCGGAUUCCACAAGCAUCUCCAGAUCCCAGCAAUGUUAGUCACAGAACAGGAGUAUCGUUUUCUUUUUCCAAAAAAGUGCAUCUAAAAUUAGAAUCUUCAGCAUCAGUUUUCAGUGAGAACACAGAAGAAACACAUGAUUGUAACAAGUCACCUAUAUAUAAAACAAACCAAACUGCAGAGAAAUGUAAGUGCUGUACAUUUGCAAACGAAGAUAUGCACCUCACUAAGAAAAAUGAUGUAAACGUUGCACCAAGCCAUCUGGAAACUGUUUUACACAAUACCUUCUCCAUAAGCUCUAAUAUUUUGCAAGACAAAAAUGACCCUAUUGAUGAGACGCUAAAAGACUCAAUUGGCUUUCAUGCUUCAUUCUCUAAAUCUAACAUUCAUCUUUCAGAUGUGGAUUUUACACCUAACAGCAGAGAAAAAGAAACUCAAAAUACAUUGAAGAAUGCUUCACAAAACCACAUUAAUCACCCAUGCCAAGCAAAUGCUUCCUUCAGCCCACCAAACAUUUACAAGCACAGUGAUGCCAGGAAAUUUGAAUGUCUGGAUGAAUUUCCUUCACCAGAGCCAAGUGAACAAAGCAACACAGUGCACGUGAAUCCCAAGCCCAGAAGAGAGAACAGAGAUAAAUCUUUAGAUGAAACAGGAAGAGUUAGCAAAAAUGUGAAAAGGCUCGUAAGAGAAACAUGUCUCCAUGAUGUGAAGUCUAACCCAUUGCCUUUUCUUCACGUACAAAGCAAGGAUGGCCACACCAAACUCCAAUGGCCUACAGAACUUUUGCUCUUUACAAAAACACAACCCUGUAUCUCUUACGGCUGCAACCCAUUAUAUUUUGAUUUUAAGCUUUCUCGAAACACAAAGGAUGACCAUGAUCCAGAAGACUUAAAAACAGAACUGAGGAAGAAAUCGUGUGAAAGGAAGGCUAAAACGGAGAGCCAAUCCUCAUGUUUAAUCAAAGACCAACAAAAAGUGAUCCAAGAAGAUAAUCAAUCUCUAAAACCAAAGAUGAUUAAAAUUAAUCCAGAUUGGGAAAAUUUCCAGAGAAAAUAUAAUUUGGACUACAAUGAUUCUGAGCCCAAUAUGGAUAAACCUAAUGUUAGUGUGAGUGAUCUGAAUAUGAAAAAUCCUAAAGUGCCUGCUUAUCUUGAGACCUCUCUAAAGGAUUGUGGAGGAAAUGAGAAUAACAGUGAUAACAGAUCUAAGGAAUCUUCAAGGGUCCGUUGGCAAAGCUGCAGAAAGGUAGUUCUAAAUAAUGCAAAUGAAGGUCUAUCUUUUACUCCCUACAUAUCUAGAACUAAAAAGAAGCAUAAACUGAUGCCCUGUGAUGCUCAUACAGAAUUUGAAGAUGGACACCAAUUCAACUGGGAUUCUAGUCCUUAUGCAGUAGGGGGCCACAGUGAGCACAGGAAGGACUUCAGUACGAUUUUCAAUAGAGGUAAUUUGCUCUACUUUUGUAAAAGAGAACACAACCCAGUUGAAAGGCACAAACGGAAACGCAGAAAGCACAACUGCCUCUCUUUAUCUGAUGAAUUAGUGAAGAAUGACUGCCUGCAGACCGAGACACAGCGAGAGAGAAACUGCCAAAUGUGGGACUCAUUGAAAAAUGAAAAAUACUCAAAACAUAGAAAUGGUCACUGCAGAGAAAGAUCCAAGCUAAGCAAAAAUCAACAACAAUUUCUUGGGCCAAAAUUCAGGAGAGUCAUCCAUUGUGAUUCUAGCUCACAGAUUUCCUGUGCCGGAAGCAGUGAAAUACCACCUAAUUGCCAGGGACUUUUGCAGAGCAAAUUGGGCUCUUAUUCAAGAGAGAAAAUUCAUCAGCUAAAUAAAAAUGAAAGAAGUCAUGAGUCUUUGGACAGUGCUCACAUUUGUGAUCUGGGAAAAGUGAAAUCCAUGCAGUGCAACUCUGGGAAUAUCACCUGCCUUCUAAGAAACUGUUCGAGUAGCCCUUCAGAAACCACAAAGUUGAGCAUGACAGAAAGAGAGAGAACCCCUCUGACAGCCAAAAGCCUUUUAGAAAGAGUAGAAGCCAAGAAGUGUCAGGAACAAGCAACUAAUUUUGAGUUCUCUUCAAAUAGCUAUAAAAGUGAAUCGGAGGCUCAUUCACAAACUCAAUGCACAAUGAAAUUUGCCACACCAGGCAGUAACAGACCGGCAUUGCAUCCAGCUGAAAAAAUGCAGAACAUAAGUACAAGGAGAAGUAAUAAAGGCGGUGCAGUUCUAAGGACUACUGAGAAAGGCAAAGUAAAAAGUUCAAGUAAUUCUACUGUUUCCACAGACACUGACUGCGAUAAGCAUCUUUCUCAAGGUACAAUUCAGGUAGUAGCAGAGUCUCGGUCACCAAACAUAAAGAACCCAACAACAAAAGAACAAUCACAACCUUUAAUUAGUGAAGUCCAACCUGUUAUUCAAAGCUGUGACCCAGUACCAAAUGAUUUCCCUGGUGCUUUACCAUCUAAUAGAUAUACUGGUGUUCCUAAUUCAACAGAGACCAAAGAGGACCAAAUAAAUCCAGAACUACAGGACGUAAGCAUGCAUAUGAAUCGUGUAGAGGGGAAUAUAAACUCUUACUAUGACAAAACUGUGCAGAAGCAUGACAACGUAGAAGACGGAUUAGAAGUACGUCAUAAAUCCAUCUCUCCCCCUUUAAUUCAACAGCCUGUAACAUUUUCUCCUGAUGAAAUAGAUAAAUAUAUGCUCCUUCAGCUACAAGCCCAACAGCAUAUGCAGAAACAGCUCCUAUCAAAGCAUCUUCGAGUUUUGCCAGCUGCGGGGCCGGCUGCCUUCUCUCCAGCCUCAGCUGUACAGACAGUUCCAGUUCACCAGCACACUUCUAUAACCACCAUCCACCACACAUUCCUGCAACAUUUUGCUGUUUCUGCGUCCCUAAAUUCCCAUAGCAGUCACCUACCUAUAGCUCAUCUGCAUCCUCUUUCACAGCCACAUUUUACUCCUAUCGCAUUUUCACCUCUGACUCCAGCUGUCAUCCCAGCACAUCCCACUUUCUUAGCAGGUCAUCCCCUACAUUUAGUCACUGCUGCCCCCUUCCAUCCCUCCCAUAUAGCACUUCAGCCCCUGCCUCCUGCCGCAUUUAUCCCUGCAUUGUUUGGCCCUCACUUGAAUCCAGCCACAACUUCUAUCAUCCACUUGAAUCCUUUAAUCCAGCCAGUGUUCCAAGGUCAAGAUCUUUGCCAUCAUUCUUUCUCCAGCCAGAUGCAACAGUUACAUGGAGUGAAAGAGGCCUUAAACGUUUCAGCUCGCUUGAACUAA
This is a messenger RNA of Loxodonta africana (African savanna elephant), 3786 nucleotides long. RefSeq names its product zinc finger protein 804B (gene ZNF804B). Gene Ontology annotation, cellular component: nucleus. NCBI's taxonomy places the organism in Eukaryota, Metazoa, Chordata, Mammalia, Proboscidea, Elephantidae. The coding region runs from base 1 to 3786 and encodes 1261 amino acids. The record is from RefSeq and is a predicted model, not a curated record. The transcript is spliced from 4 exons.